Messenger RNA from Xiphophorus maculatus (southern platyfish), 4863 nucleotides. RefSeq names its product CREB regulated transcription coactivator 3 (gene crtc3). The record is from RefSeq and is a predicted model, not a curated record. NCBI's taxonomy places the organism in Eukaryota, Metazoa, Chordata, Actinopteri, Cyprinodontiformes, Poeciliidae. The transcript is spliced from 15 exons. Bases 1060 to 3009 code for a protein of 649 amino acids. Gene Ontology annotation, cellular component: nucleus; cytoplasm. Gene Ontology annotation, biological process: protein homotetramerization; positive regulation of transcription by RNA polymerase II. Gene Ontology annotation, molecular function: cAMP response element binding protein binding.
UGUGGCCACCGGCAGCGUCGACAGAGUUUAACGAGGUAAUGUUUUCCUCGCAGGCAGCAGCAGUAUGGGGGAUAACAAGCCUGUGGAUCUCACUGCCGUUUUCUAGCUCUGUCAUUCCUGGACUCAUGUACUAAAGAACAUCUGUGCCGUUUUUGGAAAAUAACCACCUCAAAAAAGUGUGAUAUUGGCGAGGAAAAGACGAGCGUUUCCGUCCGCGCUGCUUUGUUUAUCUUCAUGGAGUCGUCGGACCGGAGUUUGUCUGAGAUCUCUGCGCUGUCCGUGGAUUAACUCGGGACUCGCCUCUUCUGUGGAGAGCCGUGAUAUAUCUAUCCCAACUACCAGCGUGGAUUGCGUCGCACACGGACAGUUUGGGAGCUAAUUAUUCUCACUUUAGGGGAAAUAAAGUGGAAAUUGUAUCAAGCCAAUGAAUGCGGGACCAGCGGACACUUGUUGAAACAGUUUAAAGCGUCGCUGUUUUGUCGCAGCGUUUUAGCCGAAGAGGUUAAAAACUUGAGUUGUUUUUUUUAAGCAGAGGAAGACAACAAAAGGAUACGUUGUUAAAAAUUACAGGCAUGGUCCGUUCAGCAGCUUAGCUAAAGGGGUUAGCUGCCGAUGUUCGUUCAGUUGUGUUAUGUUAGCAACAUGCUAACGUUAUCCUAACAUUCAAACAAGUAGUUUGUUCAAAUGCGCUAAUAUGAGGUUAAAUACGCAGAUAAGUUGCCGUGUUUCUUAUCAAUGUAUUCUCGAAACUAAGUGUGAAUAAUUUCCAAACAUUAAAACAGCAGCAGAGUUUUAAUUUAUUCCGUUACAAGUAAUCGGGAGAUAACUUUUAUGACAGCUUAACGUUAGCUUAGCCGCGUUAGCACGACCAGGCGAACGGAGUCAGUUUGCGGCAACUUGGUACUGCCGCUCAUGUGCGGAGAGUUUCCAGGGAUUCUGAUGGGUCUGCAGCUGCGGUCUCAGAGAGGUUUUGGAAGAUAAACAGCCGCCCGCCUCAUCUCCAGAACGGUCUUCCACUUUUCUACCCCCCGCUAAAGUUUUUAAACUGCGGCCCGCACAAUGUCCGGCUCCGCGGGCACAGGUGGCUCCAACCCCAGGAAGUUCAGCGAGAAGAUCGCGCUGCACAACCAGAAGCAAGCAGAGGAGACGCGGGCCUUUGAGCAGCUCAUGACCGACCUCACCGUAUCCAGGGUGCAGUUCCAGAAGGUACAGCAGCUCCGUCUGUCCCAGUCCCGGGUGCAGUACUAUGGUGGCUCUCUGCCCAACGUCAAUCAGAUCGGCAACACCAACACAGAUUUUCAGGGUGGCUUCCCCUCAGGGCUGGACUCGGUCCGGGGGACCCGCCACCACGGGCUGGUGGAGCGGGUCCACAGGGACCGCAACCGCAUCAACUCUCCUCACCGCCGACCCAUCGACAAGCACGGCCGGCAGAUGGAGAGCUCACCAUAUGCAGCCGUGUACCUGUCGCCGCCGCCAGACAACAGCUGGAGAAGGGAACAGCAGCCAUGGACUGAGGAAAAACGGCCGGGGUUUAGAUUAAUAUCACAGCUCAACAGAACCAACUCGGACUCUGCUCUGCAUACGAGCGCUAUGAACCCAAACCCUCAGGACCCCUUCGGCAUGAACCAGCAGAUGGGCCGAGGUCCUCCGCAGCGCAAUGGCUGGCAUGCAGCUAGUGUCAACGAGGCCGACGUAGACGGCAGCGGAGAUGUUUUUUCCUUUCCUGCUCUGCCGAACGAGGAGAAUCUGAUGGGCGUUGGGAAACCUCUUCCCAAGCAGCUGUGGGAGGCCAAGAAGGUCCAGUCUCUGGCAUCAAGACCCAAAUCAUGUGAAGUGCCUGGAAUCAAUAUAUUUCCGUCUCCGGAGCAGAACCCGGGUCUGUCCCACUACCAGGGCUCGCUGAGUACCGGUGGCUCUCUGCCGGACCUCAGCAACCUGCAGUUCCCCUCGCCGCUGUCCACCCCGCUGGACCCUGAAGACGGCAGUGGCUACCCCAACCUGAGCGGAGGCAGCAGCACCGGAAACCUGCCGGCCGCCAUGAUGCACCUCGGCAUUGGGAACUCACAUGCAGGUCUGUCCUCCUCGUUGAGUAACCCGUCCAUCCAGGCGUCCCUCAACAACUGCCAGCUGCAGUCGUCGCUCAGCAACCCGUCCAUCAACUCGUCCGUGCGUCUGCCCAGCAGCUCGCCCCGCCGGCGGCCGGCUCCCAUCAGCCCCCUCACCCUGUCUCCUGGAGCCGAGCAGCGCAGGGGUCUGUCCAAGCAGCUGUCUCCCACCAUGUCCCCCUCGUUGUCCCCCAUCACACAGGGCGUCGCCUUGGAUACCAGCAACAUGCCGAGGGAACCGCCUCCGCCGUACCCAAUGUACCAGCAGCCACAGCAUGCAGUGGAUCACGGCCGACCGCACCAGCAGCACCAACAGCAGCCAGCGCAGCAUCAGCAGCACCAUCAACAGCAACAGCCUGUCUCACCUCUUCAGAACAUCCCUCUGGACUUCAACACAAGCCAGGCAAACAGCAUGGCGUCGCUCUUCAGCGACCCGUUUGUGGAGCAGCAGUUCUCGACCCGGCAGAACAAGACGCUGCCCUAUCAGUUGGACCAGUUCAGCCUGCUGGAAAACGCUCUGAGCUCCUCAGCAGGGGGGUCCUGCUACGACCCGUCCUCCUCCUCCUCGCUCUACUACUCGCAGGCGGCGCUGUCCGGUCUGGGGGGUAGCCAUGGCAACCUGCAGGACCCCUCCCACAUGAGGACCAACAUGCUGUACGCGAACUGCAGUGGAGGGCUGCCCAACAUCAUUCUCACAGAUGACUCCAACCCGAGUCUGUCCAAGGACAUCAGCAACGCCCUCUCCACCGUUCCCGAAUGCUUCGACUCGGAGGGAGGCUUCCCGCUGGAGGACGAGCUGCGCAUCGAGCCGCUCAGCCUGGAUGGACUGAGCAUGCUCAGCGACCCCGACAUGGUGCUGCCCGACCCGUCUGUGGAGGACACGUUCCGCAGCGACAGACUCUGAGCGCAGAGUGCCGCCGCAGCCAGCACCGCCGCGUUGGAAAUGUGAGCAAACAGUUCACUCUGCUGCAGGUCUGUCAUCUUGUUUCAAACCAUCCAGUUUUAAAAUCUGAUCUGGGUUCUGGUUCAGCCCCCAUCCCCUCCUCACACCAAAAAAAAAAAGAAUAAAACGAGAUCCAGGAGCGCCGGAGUCCCUCCUGCGUUUUUUUAUUUUUUCCUCAGCGCCAGAUACCCUGAAGCCAUGGAAACACCAUAACCAUGGUUACACACCAUAGCAACCCCAUCACCGUGCAGAAGAGCAGCAAAAAUCCAACACAUAAUUUACGUUUUCUGUUGCGGCUCUAAUAAAAAAAAGGAGCUGGAUUCCAGGCGGCGCCGGCAGCUGGAGCGGAGAACCCGGUUCUGGUGGAAAUGAAGAAGGAAAAUAAAGAAAAAAAAAAGGAGGGAUUAAACUUUUUCAAAUGUUUCUUUACAUGCGGUGUCAGAAUGUUUUGAAAUGUAUGCUUACAAGAAAAAAGAGCCAAUUAGAGCGUAUUUUCAAAUGAGACAAAAAGGGCAAACUGUUUACAAAUAUGAGACUGUAUAAAAAUGGCAGAUAUUUUGAAUUGAUCGCAUCGAGUACAAGCUCUAUUUUUCUCGCAUUUUGGACGAACAUUCGGGUUCCUUCCUGCGUCAUUUUUUUACCUUUCUGUUGCAGAUUUUCUUGCCCUGCGUAUGAUUUUUGUUUUACAUUUUGUACCGACUUGUAAAUUUGCUUGUACUGUACCUAAUUGUGAAUAAGGGCAUGCGCUAUUAUGGAUCCACUUUUCUGUUUUUGUUACUGAAGUUAAAGGAACCCCCACCGCCGGAGCAGACUGACCGUGUGAACAUCGGACACCAUGUAGAAAUGCACUUAAACUCUUUUUUUUUUUUUUUUUUUGCACUAAUUGGUUCACAUUGUGUAGAUUUUUUUUACACCGUUUUUAGCUGAUUAACCCAAAGAAGAAGAACGAAGCCAUCAGUCAGAGACUUUAAUCGACGGCACACCAUGUUUGGUUCAUAUUUGAUGUGAAAAAAAUCUGAUUUUCUGUUUGUGCUCCUGUGAUUUCUCCCUAUAGCUCAUUUCUGCAGUGGGUUAUGUAACAGCUCAGUCAUGGCGGGGAUUGAGCGCCCCCUUGUGUCACUUUUGAAGAAGAGCCUUCGAUGUUUGCUCAUUUGUUGUUUCCUAUGCAACCUUUUUCCACGUGAAACCUGUUGAACAGGUGCCGCUUUAUGCAGUGCAACAUGGCUCUCUGGUUCUUUGUCUUUUGUUAAACCUACACAAUGUGAGGGAUCAAAUUAUUUUUAUCCUAAAAAAACUACAAAUACUGCAUGUGUCCCCUGGCUAUGCUGGUGUUGCUCUGAGAAGAGGUUUGUGUUUGUUUCCAGUCAAACUGCGGCUCCUUCUUGUGCAUGUCGAUACUCUAGGCUUUUAUUUUGAAGGGUUUCUCUAUUUUCAGAAGUACUUUGUGGUGUGAAGUGGCUGUUUUCUAAGGGUUUCCUGCUGUCUGCUCGUCCGCCUUCUGUUGCCUUACUGACUCUUUCCUUAUUCCAGCAGCUGAUAAUCACGUCUCUUCAGCUUCAGCUCACUUCUAGCUGCCUGUGGUUGUUUUCUGUCUCAACAUCCAGUUUGGUUUUGUCUUUCUUUUUUUUUCUAGGUGCAUAUAAAAUGUACAGUUCUGUUAUUUAAAGAAUGUUUAUGCCCUUUAGUGUUAUUUUUUUAAAGUCAUUUGCGUUUUCCCUCAAAAUAUAAAAGUUUAUUGGUUUAUAACAUGUUAUAGUGCUUAUCUUUCCAAAUUAAUAUAAUCAAUAAAAACAACUUUACCGUGUAUAAAGUCUA